CUUGCUUUGGGUGACAUAUUAUUUAUGCGGGGUAACCUUUUCUGAUUUUUAUUUUUAUCGUAGAACUGUAUUCCGCAUCAAGUGCUUUUUUUCAGUUAGGGUUACAUUUGCAUAUUCUUUCAGUGACAUUAUCAACCUUCAAAUCCGUUACUUUUUUCUCAUAAGAGGGGUGGCAAUUUAAGUAGUAAAUAGUUUCUUGAAAAAUGUAUCUUGACGACGAAUCCCCGCCCUCAAGCCCCAAGGGAGCUCCUGCCUCUUUACUCAUGGAUGGGGAUAACACAAUUGCUUUAGGUCAUCAACUGAGUGAUAUUUUUUCAAACCUCAUUUCCACACCUGAAUCACGACCGAUGCGUUUGGAGGAGUGCUUAAAUGCACUCACAGACACCCUUUUUGCACAUGCUAACACCAUUGCGGGGAAUGAACGGUUACAGCAGAUGGUUCUUCGUCUGGUAGAUAGUGUGUUUGAUUCUUCGACAGAUAAAGGAUGUCGUGUAUUUGAAGUAGUUUUUGAUCUACAAUGGCGUGAUUUGCACGAGAAACGGAGUCGUUGUUUAUCUCUUCUUCUAAAUCAUGCUUUGAAGAAGGAAUCCAGCGAGGAUUGCCGGGUGAUUUUGGAGACCGCGGCUGAGGUUCUGAAAGAACACGCGCUCUCCACCACAGAUAUGAUUGAGGAGCACCUUUCGAAGCUCACGAGUAUUUUGAAGACCUCCCCGAAAACGACGCGUCGGGCCGCGAGCUGUAAUAUCUUGGCGGCCUUUAUCGCCACCUCAGCGCCGAUCAUCAAACGGAACCCCGCGCAGCUGGAGCUGCUGAAAUCCGUCUGCCUCCCCUCUGCCCUUCUGCAGACGGCGGUGGAGACGACGAACGGGUGGUACCGCACCGCUGUGAUCGAUUUGUUGAACAUCAUGGUAACGGAGAACUGCUAUGAGGUUUCACUCCAGAUGGCCACGCAGAUCGCGGAUACGAUGACGCACUACAUGGCGACCGUGACGGGGGAAACGCAGCUCAAAGGCGUUCUUUACAUCCUCUCAAGCAUGGCCACGGCGCCGGCGUUUCGAAGCGCGUCGUGGAAUUUGCCGGCGAUCGCGGGGUUCCUGACGGAGCGAGAUUGGUCCUUCGUUUCGAAGCAAACCAAGGCGGCCCUCGCGUACACUACGGGUAAAGUCGCGUACGUGUUGUAUGGUAAGGAUAACGUCCUGUAUGAGCGUCUGUCGUCUCGGGUGCUGAUGUUUACGGAAUCAGAUGAGCUUGAGGUGGUAGGGCAGUGCUUGGAUGUUCUGGUGGAGGUGUUAAAAAGCGAACGUGGGCUGAGCAAUGUCACGUCGUGUGUCGAGGCAAUGCAGAACUGUAUUUACCGAAUCGUCCCAUAUACCCCGAAAAUUUUCGAAGUCCUUGAGCUCAUACGAUCUCGGUAUGGCGAGAAGGUAAUUGAGCCCAUUUAUUCAGUUAUUGAUGUGUAUAUGAACUCCGAUGAUGAUUUAGUGAACUAUGGAAAACUGAAUGCACUGAUUCGUUUUAAAGGGAAGAAGUUAGAUCUCAACCGUCCCGAGUUUCAGUCGCUCCCAAUCACUCUAUCCAUGGCGAUGACGGAUCCGGUUCUGAUUCGUUCGUUGCCCAUGUUAACAACACUAGAACGGACAAAUCAGCUUGAGGAUGCAGUCGAAAUGCUUUUUCACGACACCCCAGCGGUGCGGCUUGGUGCGCUAGAAACGGUCGUAGCACUUUGCGAAAUUAUAUUCACAAGAGAGAAUUCGUCCCAGGAAAAUCCCAAAGGUUUAAAUAAUCGCAUCAACUACGCGGUUGAAAGCAUUUUAGAUGUUGCGGUUGCCGAUCGAGAUCCAACGGUCCGCCACAAAGCUUUGAAGCUUUUCUCGCCCCCUUUCUACCCGUAUCUCUGUUUGCCGGACAAUAUAAAUGCCAUCUAUAUCGCUAGUAACGACACGUUUAAAGCUACCCAAUACGAGUCUUUGAUUCUGCUCUGUAGGCUUUAUUUAUAUUAUCCUGAGAUAAUCCACCCGGAGUUAGAGCGUCUGCAAGGGUACGUUUUACGUGACGUGGACGCACUCAACUCGUCCAUCUCUCUUUCCAUCUACCGGGUUGGCCUGUUGCAAGUGUGCAGCGAUCAUCAUUCUCUUUUGUUGGAUCCUGAAUCGGUCGAGCGAGUAAUCUUGAAGCAUCUUGUUCACCAGCCCUUUGUUUCGAAGAAACUAUCGAUUGCUUUGUUGGAGCUUCUGAAUUCCAUUAUGGAGCACUCUGGGCCGGACCAUCACUGCAGCUUCUCUGAAAUUUCUCUUCCGAUUAUUGACCUUAUUAAUAGCAGCGACUCCAGCCGACGCAGGCAUUGCGCGUUAACCACCCUUUGCUCCCUUUUGACAACACUUCAUAUCCCCAAUGACAAGAUUCUCAUUGACAUUUACCGUAGUAUUGUCCGAAUUAUUCGAUGGGAGGACGAAGAGGAUAAUUACGUGGUCGUUGCCGCUAUGAAAGUUAUCGGCACCAUUGGCGCCGUCAACCCGGUGAAAAUACGCCCUAUCCUGAGUGUUCUGGAUACCGAUGAGGUACAAAAAGAAGUGGUGGUGACGCCCGCGCUCACACACUUCAAGCCUCACUUUCGAUUGCACACCAAUAUGGCUGAGCGCUACCCAUCUGUAGUACUUUACUAUAUGGUCAAAGCACUACAGUUGACGAUUGAUCCUAGGCCGCAGGCAGAAAUUCUAGCGGCGAUACGCAGCAUGUUAAGGGAGAUCCCUGGUAACCAAGAGGCUCUUCUUCUUACGCAUCUUUUUCCUCAGCUGCAGAUGUGGCUUUGUGAGCUUGAUAAGACCCAUUUGUAUGAAACAACGUUGCUUCUCAUGAUCGAUCUGGCGGUUCUUUUGCGGCAGUACAAGGAGGUCGUCCCCUCCGCGACCGGACGUAUGCUUCUGAAAUCUAUCAAGCUCUUUUCCUCGAUGCCACAGGCAACUCAGAAGCCGCUCAGCACGUAUGUCGUACAGUUACUAGAUGAACUGGCCAAAGGUCUUCCAUCGCAGGAGAUGCAGGACCACCGCUGGGCGGUUGAGUUUAUUCAUCAGCGUCUUCUUCAAAACAAGAACGAUCUAGACCUUGUCCAGCGUGUGGUGAAGUCACUUGAGUCCUUCUCCUCAGUUAUGCAUGAAAAAGACAUUCAGCUCAUUUUACCGCAUGUACUGCGGUGUAUCGAACCAGCUAAGGCCACACCAGCCCCGCAUCGACCCAAGAUGAAGGUCAUUAACGAUGCUUGCUUCGAUUUUCUCAAUUACAUUAUGCUCAAAGAUAUGCGAUUAAUUAAGGAUUGCUGUGCACAAAUCGUGCACAUCAUUUUGUGGUACAUUGAGCUCUCUGACAGUGAGGAGGAGAUGAAUAUUGGGUUGGACACGUUGGCAAACCUCAUGAAUGUAUUAGAAAAGCCAACUAAGCGGUUUAUUAGACUUAUUGAGCAUGUUGCUGAACAAAGUGGUUAUCCUAGUGGCUACUUCCAGAAACUUAUACAGUUGGCUGGGUGCGGGAUGAAGGUUCAAUUUCCGAUAGGGAACAACGCAGAUUUUAAUCCCGACCUACCGCUUCGAGUAGUCUCACAUCUGCCUAGACUUUCUAAACAAAAUUUUACGAAAGAACUUCAAUCUCUCUUUCACCUGACUGAAAAGGAUUAUGAAAUUCUUGCGGUAGCUCACAUCGAUGGGCAGACAGUCAUUGACUUUCGAUUCACUGCUGGACCAGAUAAAAAUGCAUGUUUUAAUCUCUUCACACGCAAAGCACAAGAUCGAAAUUCAGCUUUGAGGCGCAAUUUGGGUAUCUUGAAGCUUGAGCAGUGUGUUGAGAUGUUGCGGGUGGUGGAUUGUGAAAUUAUUAAUGCCAUUGCCAUGAUUCCUUCCGCCAAGAGCUGCAAGCGUGAGCAAUCGUGGAUCUCAUGGCUUCACAACACCUCCGUGCUGCUUUUGAAGAAUUCACCGUAUUCGCCGCUGCGCUGCGCUGCGGCAACCGCAGACCGCAAUAGGGAGUUAGCACGGGAUUUGUUUCCUUUUGCAGCAGUGGCUAUCAUCUCGAAUUUGCCACAACAGGCGCAGAUAAAAAUUCUCCGCAUCUUUAGCAACGCUCUGGAGCUUUCCCCGAUGGACACGAAGCAGACUCUUUUUACCUUAGCUGAGUUCAUGGAGUCCAAACAGGUCUGCCAAAAGCCAAGACUUGUUACCGUUCAAAAGGAAAAGGUCUACAUCGUUGAGCGACCCAGUCCCGACAUGAAGUUUGGAAUUAAGUACGACCAAUACCCAAACCACGGAAUUGUCAUCACGAAGCUGACGCCCGAUGGCUUUGGUGCUAUUUCAGGCGUUCCGCUUAGGGGGCAGCUAAUCGCGAUUAACCACAAUCCAGUACAUAACAUCUCAGAUAUCGCCGGCAUGAUUGAGGGCCUUAAUCGUAUUGAGCUCACUAUUUCUCACUCGGUUGAGGAGCUUUUAUCACCCGAGAUGUGUAUUCUCAUGGACAUUGAGAAGCUAGCCAGAGUCGCUUUUCAGUCCCAGAUGCACGCUAAGGCCAUUUACUUCAAUGAGGUGCUGUUCGAAAAACUCAAAGCGGACUUAUCAAGGAAUACAGAGGCUGAAAAUGAAGCGGCAAUGCGGCGUCUACUAGGCGUCGCGGAGCGACUGAUCGAAUUUUAUGGUCAUUUAAACCUUACCAUGGCAGCUAGCGGACUUGUUAAGUAUCUUACGAAUAACUUCUCUGAUAGCAUUAUUUCCCCAAAGAGGCUAUGUGUUGAGGAGCUGAAUAUUCUUGAGCAGCUUCAUUGGUGGAAAGAGGCACUUAAACGGUAUCAGCUUUUCCUCAACAGUCAUAGCGACGGUCCUGUGAACUUGCACGCAUUUUUAGGCAUGCUGCGAUGUGAGGAGGCACUGGGCAACAUGGCAAAGGUGAAUGAGGUCAUUGAACUGCAUUGGGGGCAUUUGGACGAGAAAUCCAAACGUGAGGUCGCACCGCAUCGCGCCAAGGCGGCGUUUCUGAUGGGUGAGUGGGACAAAAUCGACCAACUGGCUUCGGAUCCAUUUCUCCUUGAGAAGUUUGGGCAGGUGGAGCGCUGCGCCGCACUCUUUCGCCGCAAGGAGUAUGAUCAACUUCUUGCGUACACCCAAGCCAGUCGAGAGUCCAUGCUUGAAUCCUUUUCAGAUUCUUUCAAUGAAAGCUACAGCCGCUCCUACAACGGAAUUGUGGAGUUGCAAAACUUGACUCAUUUUGAGGAACUUGUCUCUUUUGUUCGUUCACAACCAGAUCGAAGGCUGAUGCUCAAAAAAUUGUGGCAACGCCGAAUUUCAAACCUUUCCUCAAGGUCAUCAAACUGGAAAACAAUGAUAUCUAUAAAUUCACUAGUGCUAACACCACAGGAGGACCUGGCUUCAGAGAUCAUGGCAAUACACAAUUUCACUAAGAUGCACUGGCACCAAAUUGCUGAACAAAUGCUUGAUAAGCUCCUGGGGCACGACCCCCCGGUGAAUGUCCUUCUGGAGCAGGACCCUGGUCUGAUCCAUGCGUACAUAAUGCAUCUCUCUGAAACCAAAAGUCGACAGGAAGCAUACAACUUGUUAAAGAACAUCCUACUGCAGGUUCAAAUUAAAAAUGACGAUCCCCAAGCGAGGGAGUGGGGUAUGAACUGGCUCCUCUUAGGUGAGUGGACGAUGAGUCUGUCCCCGGGAAAUGGUGAAGAGGCCAUUGAGGAAUUGCUUCGGGCUGCACAGCUCGCCCCAGACAAUUCGGCAGCGUACCACACCCUGGGUAUUCUCCACUAUGAUCUCUCACGUGAGCAAUCGAUACCGUUGAAAGUCCAGACGGAGCACCAAAUUUCUGCAGUUGUUGCCCUCUUUAAGUCUGUUCAGCUUCUCAGUGACCAUUCUAACAGUAAUGUGAUGCAAGACAUCUUGUUAAUCUUAUCCAUUUGGUUUGGUCAUUCCACCGUUGCGGAUUUAAACGAGGCGGUCAGUAAGGGUGUUCGGAUGCUGCCGGACCAUGUCUGGUUGCACGUUAUUCCUCAGCUUAUUGCACGGAUUGGCAUCACUGCAAGGCUAGCAAGAUUUAUUCUGGAAGAGCUUUUGGUACGUGUUGGCACUUCAUACCCGCAUGCCCUCAUUUAUCCCCUUACUGUUGCCGAAAAGUCCCCAGAAGCGAUCCGACGGCGGAUGGCGGAGGAGGUAUUAGCUGGUAUUCGCGUCACAAACAAUCAACUCGUGGACGAAGCUUCCUUGAUCAGUAAUGAAAUGGUUCGCAUUGCCAUUCUCUGGACUGAAAAGUGGCAUGCCGCGAUUCAGCAAGCGGCUUACAAUCCUGACGAUGCAGUCGGAAUUAUGAAGCUUCUCGCCCCAUUGUACGACGAACUAGGUCAUGCUGUGACCCCAAACGAGCGCAAUUUCGAGAAAACUUUUGGACAACUUCUGAUGCGUGCGAAGGCUGAACUUCAGGAAAGGGCUUUCGAUAGGGCGUGGGUGUUUCUGAAGCAAGCCUACACUCAUCUUUCUAAGAUCUUGUGUGAGCGUCGCUUGUAUAUGAACGAUAUCUCGCCGACCCUUGACAGCAUCCGCGACAGCAUCGUGGCGGUACCAGGCACCUUUUCUCAUGGGAGUUCACUUGUUACGAUACAAAAGUUCCGCACCUAUAUUUCUGUGAUGCCCUCUAAACAGAAGCCUAGACGUUUUGGCAUAGAGGCUUCUGAUGGGAAAACAUAUUAUUUCUUGCUCAAAGGUCACGAAGAUAUGCGGCAAGAUGAGAGGGUCAUGCAAUUUAUUGGACUCAUCAACACUAUUUUUAUGUCUGACAAUUCGGCCACUUCGAUUGGACUUACAAUUCUGCAGUACGUCGUCAUUCCGUUAACCAACAAUGUUGGCAUUAUUGGCUGGGUUGAGAAAACUGAAACCAUUUACAAAAUGCUAGAGACGCAUCGACGCGAAACUGGUGUCUCUAUAUAUGAGGAAAUCAAUUUGAUAAUCAAGAAAGGAGAUUUACUUAAUAUUGACGAAUAUCAUCACCUGCCAAAGCAGCAGCGCAAGGCUUUACUCACCUACGCGAUGGAAUGCACACCUGAUGACGAGUUGUGUCGUAUUUUUUGGAAGCUCAACGACAGCUGUGAACAGUGGUUGAACUAUCGUAACAGGUACGGGUUUUCCCUUGCGGCAAUGUCCAUGGUUGGCUAUGUUCUGGGUCUUGGCGACCGCCAUUUGAAUAACCUUAUGCUCAACGCGAAUGGGAUGGUUGUCCACAUCGACUUUGGAGAUUGCUUUGAGGUCGCAAUGCAGCGUACACUCUAUGCCGAAGCUGUACCAUUUAGACUGACCCGUCUGUUAGUUGCAGCACUAGGGAUAACUGGCGUGGAAGGUGUGUAUCGUUUGACAUGUGAGCUCGUGAUGCGAAAUCUGCGUCGAAACAGUGAAAACCUCCUCACGAUUUUAGAAACCUUCAUCUACGAUCCUCUCAUCAAUUGGCGAUUGACCGUACCAACGGAGGGUAGCGAGAAAGUGACUUCUUUCCAUGCAGAAAUUGUUUACGCUACAAAUAACGAACCUCCUAUACUUAAAGGCAAGGGGGUUGUCCAAGAUAAGGGCUCUAUGCAGUUAUCAAAAACCUUUGCGAAGGUUUUACAUCAUAUGGCGGCGCUCUCCACGGAUACCACAAACACGCUUGAAAAUGGGGGUGAAGAGGAAAUAAGAAAUCAACAGGGAGACUUAGCACUAGCGCGUGUGCGUGCUAAGCUUACUGGACAAGAUUUCGAUGUCACUAACAACUCCUUUUCUAUGUACCGAUCUUCACGACGUGCAGAAGACGAGAAUUCAGCCUUAAAAGACAUAUCCCUUUCAGGUUCAGUUAAUCCCAUUCAGUUUGCUGAAUCAUUGAAAGAUUCAUUUGCCGGCCUACCACCUAUGCAGACAUCAUAUUUGUCACUUCGGGCGCUCCUUGAUGGCACAGAUAGUCUUGAUAUUCAGCAACAAGUAGACAAACUCAUAUUGGAAGCUACAAGUAUAGACAAUCUAGCAAAUGCAUACCUGACGGGUUGGGCUCCAUUUUGGUGA
Molecule: messenger RNA, 8060 nt
Organism: Phytomonas sp. EM1
Lineage: Eukaryota; Euglenozoa; Kinetoplastea; Trypanosomatida; Trypanosomatidae
Source: the annotation of a GenBank genome assembly